Venustampulla echinocandica is the source of this 2904-nucleotide messenger RNA. RefSeq lists its product as uncharacterized. The coding region runs from base 1 to 2904 and encodes 967 amino acids. The record is from RefSeq and is a predicted model, not a curated record. The transcript has 14 exons. NCBI's taxonomy places the organism in Eukaryota, Fungi, Ascomycota, Leotiomycetes, Helotiales, Pleuroascaceae.
AUGUCCAAUUCCUUUCCGGAGCGCAAGAUCUUGCCAGUGAGAUCCAGGAAGAGCCUCGGGCAGCGGGGAGAACGACGAAACAUUUCGAACAGCGACCAAGGCCAGCUUUCUACAUUGCCGCUUUCCGCAGAUGCUCAGCGUCUCGAGCAACCUCUAGAGAUCUCUCCAGCUUCUAACAACCUCUCUCCACGAAGACCUAAGUCUGCGAAUGCAGCCAAUGUCACUACCAGCCAAACAGGAAAUUUCCUCACCUCUAGCUAUGAGGACAACGGCUUCGAAUUUGGGGGAGGAGCCGCUCCCCCGCUCGACACGAUGAGAUUCUCCCCAUCUCUAGGCUCGCAGACUCGGUCUAGUGAUCUCUCUUUGCCAAUUCUAUCAAGGCUUGAACCAGAGGACCCUCAGUCUUUACAUACCUUGUAUUCCGACGAAAAGAUAGUUGCUACUACUGAAAACGAGGAUCUCGGAAUGCCUAUACCUGUUUUACUUGAUGGGCGCUUGGCCUCCACUGGGGCGGGCCCAUCUACUCCGCCUCAGACACAGCUUCCUCCCUUUAGUCAAAUGUCAGAGCUAGGUUCAAGUUCAUCCCUGUAUCUACAUGGGCGAAGCGUGUCGGCCACUUCUUUCACAAGCGAUAUCAGCUAUAACAGCGAUCCCACAAGCCCCUAUAUUGUGGGAAGUGAGGAGGCGCCAUUGGAGCCCUUCUUCACCUCAACUUUUCAAACAGCGCUGCAAAGAGGACUUGAUAUUGCAAAGGAUGCAGCCAGCGCGAUGGAGGAGGCAGGGCUAUCUAUAGUAGAAGGGGGCGUUCUGCAAAGGUUGAUUAGUGAUGCUAAAGGCUUAAGUACAUUUAAAGGCCCCGGUACAAGAACCAUCGCCAUUCUAGGGGACUCGGGCGAAGGAAAGAGUAGUCUCAUCAACGCUCUACUUCACUUUCCAGAUAUCGCCAAAACCGGAGAUAUAGGUGCAGCUUGCACCUCAGUUGUUACUGAGUAUAGACAGAAGACGGCCAUUCAUGUGGCGCCUAUCACGAUCGAGGUCGAGUACCUCUCUAUGAGUGAAAUUGAAGAUCUAAUUAAGGAACUUAUCUGGAACUACCGUCGAAUUUACCUUCCGCACAGCGAAGGUGAAAACGUUACUGAAAAUGAGUACACUAUGAUGCAACGUGUAUCAGAACAAGCAUGGUCCUCGCUUGAAGCAGGAUUUAGCCAUCAGAGGGAGUUUAGCAAAGAUUUGCUUAUAAAUGACAUGUCUGAAGCUGGGCUGGCUAUAGCAAAUAAUCAGCUGGUUCAGUGGGCGCAUGAACUUAAUUGGCCAGACAGCGGAGAGAGUGGGAAGUGGACGUCAACGGCAGACACUGCAGAUGAAUGCUGCGAGAAGACAAGUGUGUUUAUGCAAGACCGGUUUUGGCCAUUCACAAAAAUCAUCCGUGUUUAUCUUGGAGCAGACGUCUUAAAGACUGGAGUUGUUCUCGCUGACUUGCCAGGUCUACACGAUACCAAUCUAGCAAGAGAUAUCAAUCAGAAGGCGGCGAGACGAGAAUUUUGUGGGCCGAAUAAGAGAAUAGCUGAAGAAGUAAUGAUGAAAUUCGAUAAAGAUAUUGAAGAGGCAAAGAGGCGCGGCGAUAAAUCCCUCAAGAAACAGUUGAAGCGAAAGCAAGAAUUACUACUCAUUAACGCUCGCAGUAUUCACGUCAAAGAAGGGUUACAAAGAACCUAUUCCUCGAAAAUCCCGAAGGGAGAACUGGAAGUAUUUUGCGUAUCUAACACAACAUAUGAGAAGUUUGCUAAGAAAGGCAAUGUGGAAAUGGUUCAAGCUAGUGGUAUACCGGAGCUCCGACGAUUCUGCUACACUAUAACCGCUCAUGCGCAGCUACUCGAAGCUAAGAAUUGCCUUCGUUCAAUGCUGUCGAGCCUUCUAAAUUCAGCCAAGCUCUGGGCGGCCAAACCUACGGAACCCCAGCAAACCGUGGAGGCUAAUUUGGAUGAAUCUAUCUAUUUCGCCGUUGACAAUAGAAAACAAGAGGAGUCAUUGGACGCUGUCUCUCGGGCUAAAAACGAAUUUAAGGAAACAUUUCAGGAGCUGGUUCUUGAACUUCUAGACAAACAAAAUGAGGCUUGGGAAAACGUGGCGGCACAAAAUGGUCGAACUUGGUGUACUGUGUGGCAUUGGAGUAACGUCUCUAUACAUUCUCAGUACAAUGCUUGGUGCCGGAAAGAUGGUGACCAUUGGACGGAAAAGCGAGGCAAGGUGAAUUGGAACGCUGACCUCAUCUGGAAAAUGAGAAUGGAGAUGGCAUUUCAAUGGGAAACAUUAGAAGACGACAUUCCAACGCUAUUUGAAACAUUGUUCCAGUCCGCCAAAGCGCCCAUACUGGAAUUGCAGUCAGAGAUGAGAGGCAAGUUAAAAGAUAUUGUCCUUGUGCGAAUUCAAGAUAUCAAGUACAAGUUCAGCCUAGCAGAGAAAAGUUUUGCGAAGGAAGUCAGAAUUGUUCGCUCUAAAGCAUCAGAGCCGAAUGAAUCCUCCUAUGUACUUGCGGAAAUGCUUCCUGCUUACCGAUCGGCAGCCCAAGAAUGCGGCGUUGGUAAAGGAGCUCGUCAGCAACACACCGUGCAAGGACGAAUUACGAACGGCACAUUGUUCCCUAACAUCUCGAGAGCAAUAAAAAAUGACAUCGAAGCCACGGCUAAGGCAGCUUUCAGUACCUUGCAAAAAUCAUUAGUGUCAGUUUUUGUACCUAUUGAGAACGAUAUUGCUAUAGCAUUGGCUUGUGCGCCGCAACAGCCCAGUAACAUGGAGGUUGUUGGCCGUGAGGAAGAGGAGAGACGGAGAGGAGAGUUGGCAGAUGCGGUUCAGGGCUUAAUGAGGCAGCACGCUGAAGUACUUGCGAGUAUUGCAGAUAUAUGA